Electrophorus electricus (electric eel) is the source of this 1230-nucleotide messenger RNA. RefSeq names its product nuclear protein 1b (gene nupr1b). Gene Ontology annotation, biological process: regulation of transcription by RNA polymerase II; negative regulation of cell cycle; negative regulation of cell population proliferation. NCBI's taxonomy places the organism in Eukaryota, Metazoa, Chordata, Actinopteri, Gymnotiformes, Gymnotidae. The record is from RefSeq and is a predicted model, not a curated record. Gene Ontology annotation, cellular component: nucleus.
UCUGACGCAAUAUUAUGAGGCAGCAAGGGCAGGAAAGAAAGGGACUGGAGGCGGAGCAACUCUUCUUUAAAAAGAGCUGAGAAAAACGAAUGUAAACAACGUAGAGUGGAAGAAACAGCAAACUAAGACCAAGGUCUUCACUAGCAUCGUCUUUGUUUUUACUAGUCGGAGCAAAAAUCUUCUGGGCAUUGUUUUGUUUGACCUGUCACGUAGUAUUUAGCAUUCUAUAUUACAAUUUGUCACUUGUUUGAAUUUUGUGCAAUUCUUUAAAACCACAAAAAUGAGUCACGUCGAUGUGAAAAACCUUAAACCUACUACAUUUGAGGAUUGCUACUAUGACCAAUAUGAAUAUUACAACCUGACAGACCGUUAUGCUGAGUGCGCUAGCCGCAAGGGCAGGACAAAGAAGGAGGCUCGCUGCAACACCAACAAACACAACCCUGCAGGGCAUGAGCGCAAAAUCGUCGAGAAACUUCAGAAUUCUGAAAAGAAGAACAAAGAGUAAAAAUGACAGAGAACAUUUGCCUCUACUUUUAGAAUAAUUCGGACGGCUUAAACUGGCAACCGACCUAGGGCGCCUUGACGACAGGUUUCAAAGGGCAGAAGACAGGAGGGGUUUUCCGAUGUUCCCUCCAGUUAUGAAGAAGACUGCUGGCCUAUGGGGUCAUGGGGACAACUCUCCGUAGCCAGUGUUUUGUAUGCGCUUGAGGGGAUUUUCACAGGCACGUGCGGUCUGCUGUGCCAUGCAGAGUUGCGCACCUGUUCAGGUGAACCCUGGAGAAACUGAGGUGCACGUGCUGUCAACGGUACUUUUAUGCUUUGUCUAACUGUCUUUGUGUUUUUAAAUAACAGGAUAUAUUUUAAUUAUUUGUAACUCCAAAGAGCAUCAAGAAAAAGACAAGUAUGUUUUGUAAUAUGCAAGUCUUAGCGCCCCCCCCCCCCAAACAAGGUCAUGUUCAGAUUAAAUGAACAAGGAUGCACACUGUCUGUAGUCACUGGUUGUAUUUAAUAUUUUUACACUUGCUUUACUUUACUAAUUUGUUACAUGCAUGUACUUGGUGGAAUUCAAAUGGAAUAGGAUGCUUAAAUGUUGUUAAGUCAGUAACUACAUGGAGCCCAAGUCAUAUUGCGGGUCUCUCUUAUUCAUAAACGGUGGCUACAUGCACGCUGAUCAGUGUCCUUCUCUCUUUGAAACAUUAACACUGAUUAUAAACUGAUGUUAAAAUAUUA